CAAUUUAAAAAGGCGAUGUUGAAGGGUUGAUUUAUUCAGGAGAGGAGAGAAAUAUAUAAAACAGAAACGGAGAGUGAGAUUUGUCUGGAGAGGAAAACUUCCGUCAACCCUCUCUUCUUCACUCUUUGAUCAUCUCUCCUUCACGAGAAUUUGAUCAUUCAAAUCAAUACAACCAGAAAAAAGGGUAUACGUAUAUGUAUACCUAUACGUACACGUAUCCACGGGGUUUGGAUAUUUGAUUGAUCUACAGAUCUAACACAUGUAAACCCCACAUGGGUUUCCUCUAAUUUCUUCAGAUCUCCAUCCUUUUCAUUUGGCAGCUCACCAGAAAAUACACCCCUGAAAAGGCCUAACUUUCAACUGUGAGUCGUCUUUCUUCUUCUUUCUCUACUUUCUAUUUAUCGGUUUAAUCCGUUUUACCUAAUGGGUGUUUUGUACCUUUUUUUUUGUUAAUUGAUUCGUAAUAUCUAUUCAAUUGUCCGACGGGUAUGCGAGAUUCGACUUGACCCGAAAAGAUUCAUCGGAAACUGAACACUGAAAUCAGAGGAGAUUUAGUAGUUAUAGUGUUGUUGACAUCCAUUUUUGGAUGGUGAUAAAUUGGUGUGUUACGUUGUGGUGAAAUGAGGCAUGUUAUCAAGAUUGAUAAAUUUUCUAAAAGCCUGCUGGCGACCUUCAGAUGGUUUGGAUACAGCUGGCAGGCAGGAGGGUCUUCUUUGGUUUAAAGACACUGGUCACCAUUUGAAUGGCGAUUACUCCAUGGCUGUUGUUCAAGCUAACAUGUUGCUUGAAGAUCAAAGCCAAAUUGAGUCAGGUCCUUUGAGCUUUCAUGAUUCUGGUCCAUAUGGAACCUUUGUUGGUGUAUAUGAUGGUCAUGGUGGGCCCGAAACAUCGCGAUAUGUCAAUGAUAAUCUUUUCCAUAAUCUUAAAAGGAUUACAUCAGAACACAAUUCUAUCUCAGUGGAUGUAAUACGAAAAGCAUUUCAGUCAACCGAAGAGGGGUUUUUAUCAAUUGUUGCUAAACAAUGGGCAGUGAAACCACAAUUAGCUUCUGUUGGAACUUGUUGCUUAAUUGGUGUGAUUUGUAAUGGAACCCUUUUCAUUGCAAAUGUUGGUGAUUCACGUGCUGUUUUAGGAAGAACAGUGAAAGCAACAGGGGAGGUUAUUGCUAUCCAAUUAUCAGUGGAACAUAAUGCAAGCAUAGAGUCCAUUAGACAAGAGCUUCACACUUUGCAUCCUGAUGACCCUCAGAUUGUUGUUUUAAAGCAUAAUGUUUGGCGUGUGAAAGGCCUCAUACAGAUAUCUAGAUCAAUAGGUGAUGUAUACCUCAAGAAAGCGGAAUUUAAUAGGGAGCCCUUGUACGCCAAAUUUCGUCUCCGCGAUCCUAUCAAAAAGCCGAUAUUGAGUUCCGAUCCAUCAAUAUCCGUGCACGAAAUCCAACCGUUCGAUCAAUUUCUCAUAUUUGCAUCCGACGGUCUGUGGGAGCAACUCACCAAUCAAGAAGCAGUUGAUAUUGUCCAAAAACACCCUCAUAACGGAAGUGCUAAGAGGUUGUUGAAAGCCGCUUUACAUGAAGCGGCAAAGAAGCGGGAAAUGAGGUAUUCAGAUUUGAAGAAAAUCGAUAGGGGCGUAAGGCGUCAUUUCCACGAUGACAUCACUGUCGUUGUGUUGUUUCUAGAUUCCAAUCUUGUCAGUAAAGCGAGCUCAAAGGGCGGGCCCACGGUGUCCCUGAGGGGCGGUGGCAUCAAUCUGUCGGCAAAAUCUCUCACACCGCUAUCAACCACCUCGUAACUUGUUACUGCCACCAUCAGCCACCAUCUAUUGCUGUUAUCUGGUGAAUCUAUUUAAGGUUAACCCCCACCCGAAGUACCUUAAAGUUGUAGGUUUGAAUCUGAAGAAACAAAGGGUGAAAGAUUUUGGACAUGAUAAGCUUAUUUUGAAGCUAAUCCUUUUUAUUUUAUUAACAUUUGUUACCAUUGUAUUUCGUUAUUUCUGUGUAAGUAAGAAUAACAACUGGGGUUAUGUUAUGAAUGUCCAUUUUCGUCCAUGUUAUUUAUGUCGAAG
Molecule: messenger RNA, 2061 nt
Organism: Lactuca virosa
Lineage: Eukaryota; Viridiplantae; Streptophyta; Magnoliopsida; Asterales; Asteraceae
Source: the annotation of a GenBank genome assembly